This is a messenger RNA of Drosophila serrata, 3430 nucleotides long. RefSeq lists its product as uncharacterized. NCBI's taxonomy places the organism in Eukaryota, Metazoa, Arthropoda, Insecta, Diptera, Drosophilidae. The record is from RefSeq and is a predicted model, not a curated record. Gene Ontology annotation, cellular component: membrane.
UUGCGUCGGUUGCCUAGACACUUUUCCGUUUCCAAAAGCGCGCGGCGUCUGGUGCGUUUGUUUUCGCCUCGUACUCUGUUAGAUGCUGGCUGCAAUCGAAAACAAGCUGGGUGAAGAGUGACGCGUGAGGGCAGCAAUAAAAAGAAACCGCAGCGGCAGCACGAGGAGAAAUUAAGCUCAGGCGGAGGCUACGUAAAAACCGUAACUAAUCAGCGGGCCAUCAAUGGCGGCCACUUUUGGCCAUUUUGUGGCAUAAGCGGAAACGGAAAUAGGCCACCCGUCCCGACCCCAAAUAAACAAUCAUCACAUAAAUACGUAAUCAACAAGCGACUUCCCUUUCCCCAAAAAAGACGAAGAGAGAGAAUCCUUGGCUGGUAGCCAGCGCCACCCAUCCAAAGAAUGUAAAGCCGGAGUGGCAGCAGGAGCAACACGGACAUCCUGGGCGGAGGCGGAGGAGGCCAAAGUGUGAGUGAAGCGAUGUGAAGGCAAAGCAUUUUGCAAUAUUAAAGCACAGCGCGAGGAGGACGAGUGUACCUGUUGCCGGCAGGACAAAACAGAGGAGGCGCCGAAACAGGGUCGGGUGAAAGGAUAGCCAGCCAGCUGAAAGCCAGUUGAAAGGGCAAAAACCCGUGCUCAUCGCAACAAUGGCCGUAAAUGUGCUGGACUACGAUCACUUUGCCAUUAGUGCCAUUGUGGUGGGCAGCCUGCAGCUGUUCUUCUUCCUGGUCAACUCCAUGCUCCACAUGGACAAGCUGACGGACUUUGCCGGCGGCGUCAAUUUCAUCAUCAUCUCGCUGCUCACGUUUUUCCUCGGCCAAAUCGAUCGACCCUCGAAGGCCUAUGACAGUCGCCAGCUGAUGGUGACCCUCUUUGUCUGUUUGUGGGGCGCUCGACUCUCCGGAUAUUUGCUCUACAGGAUUGUCAAGCUGGGCCGUGACAAACAGUUCGAGGAUAUCCGCCGCAACAUCAUACGCUACGCGGUCUUCUGGACAUUCCAGGCCGUGUGGGUUUACAUUGUGUCACUGCCUGUAAUAAUUAUCAACUCGCCGCGCCACUCACAACCACAUGCUCCCAAGACCAUGACCACACUGGACUCCACGGGCACGGGUAUGUUUAUUGUGGGUUUGCUGGCGGAGACCUACGCGGAUCUGCAAAAGUUCUCGUUUCGCCAGGAUCCGGCCAAUCAGGGCAAGUUCUGCAACGAUGGCUUGUGGAGCGUGUCACGGCAUCCCAACUACUUUGGUGAGGUGGUCAUCUGGUGGGGCAUCUUUGCCAUAUCGCUGAACGUAAUCAGCGGCCACGAGUGGGUGGCAAUUGCAUCGCCAAUUUUUACAACAAUGAUCAUUCUCUUCCUGUCCGGGAUUCCGUUGAGAGAGCGAAGUGCCGAUGAGAAGUACAAAGAUCAGCUGGAGUACCGAAAGUACAAGGCCUCCACGUCACCGCUGAUUCCAGUGCCGCCUGCCGUCUAUGUGGAGGUGCCCAGUGCCCUGAAGUUCAUCCUGUGCUGCGAGUUCCCCAUCUACGACUCAAUGCGAAUCCAGAAGGACCUUAGUCCCUACUCGCUCUCUAUAGCACGCUCGCAUUCGCACAUCUAGCAGUCAGUGGCCCACUCCAGCAGUGCCCAUGCUGGCGUGGGUCAGGUUCACACCCAUACCCAUUCCCAGGGCCACGGUCAUCCCCAAACCCACUCGGGGGGCCAGUCAACGACGGGCCACUCGCUCCACAGGGGCCACUGCUACGGAGCCAACGGUGGUGAUGCCGAAAGCCACCACAAUUGCGGCGGGAGCUGCCGGAACGUGCACGUCAAGUCCAAUCCGUAUCAAUGUGAGGCGGGCUACGGCCACUACCCGCUGCGCCACACGGACGACGAAGACACGGACGAUGGGAUCAUCUACAUGGCCCGCACCCACUACUUCCACGGCCAGAAGGAGCAGGAGCAGCACCUGGCAAAGGCGGCGGCCAAGUGCAGCUACCUGGCGGAGGAGGAGCUGGCCUCCGACUAUGACGAGGACGUGCCGGCCAUCGAUCUCAGCAAGACCACCAGUGCGGAGAGCUUUGGCACCCGGGUGCAGACGGAGCAGGCUGUCAAUGCCGAUGGCCUGACCGUAACCGUGACCACGAUUUUGUGAUUGAAAUUUUAAGAUUGGUUUACGGGUUUUUACUACAAGGUGCGUGCAAAGGGGCAGACCACUGUGAGCACAAAUGGGGCUUGGUUUUUCUGUAUUUAAAAACUUGUUAAACUUUUUACUACAAAUGGGGUUAAAAAUGCCUCAUUCAAUAGAUAGUUUUUUCGAAUAUUAAAUAAGCUUUAAAUAAGAUCUUUAAAUCGGAUGGGAUUUCAGUAUAUUACAUUAAAAUUCUUUAGUUUUUGUGUAUUAGAAUUUGAAAACUUAACAUAAAGUCUAUUCAACAUUAAUGAAUAAUAGGCAGGGAAUAUAGUUAACAAAUAAUAUAGUAGGCAUCCCCUUUUAAAUUUCUUAUUUUUCUUAUUUAUUUUUUACAGUCUUCAGAUCUCUCUAUUGUAAAUAAUAAACUUUGUGCAACACCGCGAAUGAGUGAUAAGCUAUAUAAUACCUUAAUUAAUUCCUAAAAUAUUGAAUUGUCUUUCAAAUUCCGUGAGAACUCUUCUUAGCAUAAAAUUCAAUAACUGAGAAAAACCAAAAUAUGAUUAACAAAAAUUUGAAAACACUAAAAUGAAAGCCUAAGUUUGAAAUGCACACUUUGGUUGACCCUUUUGUACGUACCAGAAGCCUCGCUUAGGGCGAGCUGUGGGGGGGAUGGGAUUUUUUGCUGACGAAUGCCAAAGUACCGGGCAGUAGUACCAAGGAUCAUGGACUCAUGGAUACUCACAGCUGUAUAACACUCUAGUCUCUAUGCUAUAAUUGCUCAAAUAACUAACGUGCCUCUUAUGUGCUCUGCGCACCCUUAGAUUGUUGCACUCUUUCAAAGUUUACGUAAACUCUAGUCUCUGUUGAACCCGAAAAAUAUAUAUUGUAUACAUAUGUAUAUCCCUGUAUCAGCUACAUAUUUUCUUAUCGAACACACACACCCACCAAACAAAAGGAAUCGAAUCUGAAGCCAUUUGAACCGAAACAUAUCCCAAAGGCAACAGCAACUGCAACGGCAACCCAACCAAAAGGUCGAUUUACAUAUACAAAUCGUAUUCAAAGUACAAGAAUUGUUAGAUCGAAGUGCUUAGAGGGCGAUAUAGAAGGCGUUCGAUAGCCAUUGUUAUUUUAUAUACUGGAUUAACUACUCGUAAUCGUAGUGGCUAAAUGGAAAUAAACUCAAUAUGUAUGUUACCAAAAAUGUUCUCGAUAUGCGUACGUGUCGUCUGUGUCUAGUUUGUGUCUCAAAUGUAAAGCAGUAUUACCUAAUGAACGAAUUGUACCUAACUGAUUAUGCUGAGUAUGUAAACUAAUAAACGAAA